Messenger RNA from Vicia faba (fava bean), 387 nucleotides. NCBI's taxonomy places the organism in Eukaryota, Viridiplantae, Streptophyta, Magnoliopsida, Fabales, Fabaceae. The record is from the annotation of a GenBank genome assembly.
AUGGGGAGGUUGUUUGUUGUUCAUCUUGAAGGGAGGAUCUAUAGCUGUAAACACUGUAGAACUCAUCUUGCUGUUUCUGAAGAUAUAGUUUCAAAGGCUUUCCACUCCAGACAUGGGAAAGCUUAUCUCUUUCGUAAGGUCGCGAAUGUUUCUGUUGGGGAAAAAGAGGACAGACCUAUGAUUACUGGGAUGCAUACCGUGGCUGACAUUUUCUGUGUUGGUUGUGGAUCAGUUGUCGGUUGGACUUAUAUCACUGCUCAUGAAAAAAGCCAGAAAUACAAAGAAGGAAAAUCCGUUAUCGAGCGGUUCAAAGUAUUAGGUCCUGAUGGAAGUAAUUAUUGGGGCAGCCAUGAAGCACAUGGUGGAAGUGAUGCAGACGAUGCUUAA